This is a messenger RNA of Oncorhynchus tshawytscha (Chinook salmon), 3775 nucleotides long. RefSeq names its product adhesion G protein-coupled receptor F5. The record is from RefSeq and is a predicted model, not a curated record. The transcript is spliced from 21 exons. Gene Ontology annotation, cellular component: membrane. NCBI's taxonomy places the organism in Eukaryota, Metazoa, Chordata, Actinopteri, Salmoniformes, Salmonidae. Gene Ontology annotation, biological process: G protein-coupled receptor signaling pathway; cell surface receptor signaling pathway. The coding region runs from base 158 to 3328 and encodes 1056 amino acids. Gene Ontology annotation, molecular function: G protein-coupled receptor activity.
AUAACUAGUCAGUUGUACAACUCAAUACAUUCAACUGAAAUGUCUCUUCCGUAAAAACCCAACCAUUCUGAAUCAGAGUACAGUGGCAAAUUGGCAAGAGACACACAGAAACCUUUUUGCUCUUCCAUGAGAAGUCAAUUGAGAGAGUUGGAGGGAUAUGGCCUCACCAAAGACAGUUUGGUACUUAAGUGUCCUCUUGGUAUUUUGCUCUAGUCUGGAAAAGCAAGAUUGCUUGGAAACUCCAAAUGUAACAUCAGAGGAAUUACCCACUGAUGGAUCACAAGUUCCUUCUAGAGAAAAGCGAGAGGUGACAGCAACCAUCUAUGAGAAAGUUGGUGAAGUUGAGUUUGACGUCUAUAAUAUUUCACUUGAAAUCAUACAUUACCUAAAGUCCCAUGUGAAAAGUGUAACCUACCCCAUCCUGAUCUCCAGUGUGUUAAAUGUAACAGACAUAAACAUUACUACCGAAUGCUCCUCAGACCCCAGUGGAUUCAGGUGCAGAUGUGAGGACCAGUAUAGUUGGUCAUGUGACCAGUGUUCCUCCAAUGUGUCCUGUGAUGAGAUCGUUGAUGGCAAAACAUGUGGAUGUCUCAAUGACUAUCCUUCUGAUGGAAAGUUCUGUCAGCCAAUCACAAAUCUUACUGCUUGUCCAAGUCCAACUACUACAGCAGAGCCAUCAACCACUUAUGGGGAAAUUAUUGAAAUUGAGUUGGACAUGACAGAUAUUUCAGCUACAUUGAUAGAUGUACUUAGGGCAAGUGUGAGUGGCCUGACCUACCCUGUCCUGAUCUCCAAUGUGUUAAGUGUAACAGAGGUGAACUUCACUACUGCAUGCUACCCAAACAACACAUGCAGAUGUGAGGAUCAGUAUGGUUGGUCAUGUGACCAGUGUCUCUCUUAUGGGUCCUGUGACAACAUCACUGAUGACUCCUGUGGAUGUAUCAAAGCCAUUCCUUCUUAUGGACAGUUUUGUCAGCCAAUCACAAAUCUGACGGCUUGUACAACACCAUCUCCAACACCAGCAAAAAAGUACACAGAAAGUUCAACAACUACAACGACACCCUCCAGUACUACAUCAAUACAAACAACAAAACAGUCAACAGCAAGUUCAGCAACUCCAACGACGCCCUCCGAAAACACACUGAACCUUCAAUUUACUAUGGACAUCAGAUUUGAGCCCAACUUUAAUGAUGUAAAUAAUGCAAUGUUCAAAGAUAUUGAUCAAACUAUCGUAGACAUAUAUAAGAGAAACAUGCGAGGCUUCAUAUCAGCAAAGUUAAAUAGUUUAAAGAGUGGAAGUGUUAUUGCAGAUUUUACUGUUAUAACAACAAUUGUCGAUAAUGUGGAAAUUGCAAAAGCAAAAGCGGAUAUUGUCUCAACACUUGGAGAAAAAUAUAAUAUAAAGUUUAUCUGCUUGAAUGAUGCGAUCUUUGGCAAUGGACAAGUUAAUGAAAAAGUUGUAGUUUACUGCAAACCGGAUGAAGUGGGUCAGAAGACUGCCAUUUGUCAAGGAAAUGGCUCGUUUUCAAAUCGUGUGGACAACUGUGUCUUAAAAGAAAUUGAUAACCUGUUUUCUUUAUCUCAGGCUUUAGUGGGGACUGGUCUUCCAGUCUUUUUGGAAAGACUCCGCAACAGCACUUUUAACCUCCUAGGUAGAAUAGUUGCAUCACCUGCAACUAUUUCUACUGUUGUUAAUAUUCUUAAAAAUGUUGCAAAUGUGUCCCGAAGUACCCCAAUAAACAAACCAUUGAUGACGAAUUUCCUGGAAACGGCAGGUGUACUUACUUCAAAUGGAGCAAAAGCCUCCUGGGUUGAUCUAAACAAAAACCUCAACAAAAACGAAAGCUCAGCCUUUCUGGGCACCAUUGAAACACUUUCCAAUUUCCUUACCGAUGACUUUUUUGACAUAGAAACGCCAAGCAUUAUUUUAAACAAAACCACAGUCAACAACUCAAUCAACAACUUAUUCAAUUUAAACUCAUCUGUUCUGAUAGACAUACCGGCAUCUGAAGCUUCCUUCAAUUCAAUCACCAUAAUAACAUUUGACUCCUUGGAUAAUGUUUUACCUGCGAGAAACAGUAGCAGUCUGAACAACAGUGUCAUCAGUGUCAACACCAUCAACGGAAAAGUGGUUCUGGUGAAGGUGAAUGGCACAAUCAAGAAUGUGACGUUCAGUUUUGACGUACUGAACAAGAAACUGGCCAAUCCUCAGUGUGUUUUCUGGAACUUCAACCUUUUUGACGGCCUUGGAGGAUGGGAUGAUAAAGGAUGUGAACUGCAGCCUGAAAAGAAUGGCACUGUCACCUGUCACUGUAAUCAUCUGACCUCCUUCUCCAUUUUGAUGUCGCCUUCCAUUCCAGCUGUGUUGCGUGUCGCUUUGGAAUUUAUCACUUACAUUGGCGUUGGCAUAUCAAUGGGUUGCUUGGUCGUGUGUCUCAUCAUUGAGAUGUUGGUAUGGAAUGCUGUGACUGGAAACAACACAUCUUACAUGCGUCAUGUCUCUAUAGUGAACAUCGCCGUUUCCCUUCUGAUUGCUGACAUUUGGUUCAUUAUUGGUGCAGCAAUUUCCGACAAUGAAAAAAAAGAUCUACCUGCGUGUUCCACAGCAACAUUUUUCAUCCACUUUUUCUACCUGGCUCUGUUUUUCUGGAUGUUGGUCUCAGGCCUUUUGCUGCUCUACCGGACUGUCAUGGUGUUCUCUCACAUGUCUAAACCAGCAAUGUUGGCCAUCAGUUUUUCUUUGGGCUAUGGAGCUCCCCUCAUCAUUGCUGUCAUAACUAUCGCAGUGACAGCCCCAGGGAAACAAUACAUCAGAGAUAAUGAUGGGGUUUGCUGGCUCAACUGGACAGAGUCAAAGGCCCUUCUGGCUUUUGUGAUCCCUGCCCUGACCAUAGUGGUCAUCAACCUUUUGAUCCUGAUUGUGGUUCUGUUCAAAAUGCUGAGGAGAGGUGUGGGGGAUGUUACUCAGCCAGAUGAGAAAAAUGCUUUGGUGGUCAUCGCCAGGUGUCUGGCCAUUCUGACUCCCUUCUUUGGUACUACCUGGGGACUAGGAGUAGGAACCAUGACUACACCAAACAAUCUAGGAAUCCAUAUUGUGUUUGCAAUCUUCAAUUCAUUACAGGGUUUGUUCAUCUUGGUAUUUGGAACACUUUUGGACAAAAAGAUCCGGGAAGCUCUGACAGGAAGGUCACAAGUGUCCUCCAACCGCACAAGGUCCACAAGUGCUGCAACAUCAUCGUCAAGUGGUUUGGGAUUUUUCCGGAUACGGAGGAGAAAUGUUUUCAACGUUUCAGCAGCUCCAACAUCCAGCACUACUGGUGCAUCAUAGACUUUCAUCAACACUUAACUCAAUGCAACAAAUGUGAUUAUUAUGAAAUAAUCUGACAAUCAAAAGGCGUUGUCGCACAUCAUCUGUUGACGCACUGGGUUACAGUAGCUAACACCUUGAGUGUGACCUUGAAGUGACUGCCACUAAGAUCUGACCCCAACUCUCAGUGACGUCAUUGGUGGUUAUGUCUAACACAAAGCGAUUCAUUAUGAACUAUAUGGUAUUUGAACUUUGUAUCUGGAUUGUUGAGUAUUGUAUUGAGAACCAUGAUUAUUGUUUUUUGGGUGUGGGGGUGUUUAAAUAAGAGUAUGACUGUGUAAAUGGAUUAAUCAGCUAACAUGAAGAAAGGAGAUUGUUUCAGAAAUAACACAGUACAUUCUCUCUUUGAAUAAUUCACUGUUCAUUUUGUCACAAUUUAUAUUAAGUUUAAUAAACAUGUAAAAGGUC